UUAAAGAUUUCGGUUUACCUAUAAUAUGUAUUUAUCUUGGUCUUCAUUUAACAAUAUAAGGAUGCUAUUGAUGGCGUGUAUGCCGGUUAUCAUAUUUUAUUUAAUUUGGUUAAUAAACACUUCUGAAGGUAUACGAAGUGAGGAAGGAACACUUUUGGACCUUGUUUGCUGGCCCGAUGGCAAUGCAAUUCCUGUGAUUAUUACUUGCGGCUCAAUCAUUGCUGUUGUUAUAGAGUUAUAUGGCCUGUAUCAACUAUUUAAAGCUGGACUUCCCAAGAAAGAGUACAAUGUAACGAAUGGUUUAUUUUAUUAUGUAUGGUCGUUAAUAAUAAUAAUUAUUAUUUUUCUCGCAAUCAUGUUUUAUUCAGGUCUUCAAUCGACUAUAAUAAGAGCAAAAAUAAAGGGAGGUAUAACAAAAGCAAUGCUUCGAUAUGCAAAUCAUCUUCCUUCUAAAAUAGCUAUCGAUAGGUUGCAAACCAGAUUCCAUUGUUGUGGAAGAGUUGGUUAUCAGGAAUGGUUUUUUAUACCUUGGUAUAGUGCUGGACAAAGCACCGACGUAUUGUUAGUAUUAAAACAUUACUAUUUUGUUGCUGACAACGUCCCGUAUAGUUGCUGUUCAAUGGAUAUCAUGCAGCCGUGUAUCCAUCAUGGAGUUACCAAGAAAGGCACGAUUUAUAAGUACGAUCCCUCAUCACAAUUGACAAUAUGGGAAGCCGGUUGCGAAGAAAAACUGAUAAGCGAAAUGAUGUCAAUCUCGUGGCGUUUCAAUGCUGUGAUGUCACUCAUCAUAAUAGCGAUGAUUCUUCAAGUUAUAGCCGUACGUUAUUUGCACACGGCGUACCGAAAUGGGCUAAGUGUGGACAAUCAGGAUUCAUGUUAUGCAUAUUUACUCCGAUCUGAUACCAAAGUGGCAGGGAGAAGAAAGGUAUUCCGAAAGCGGAAAUUACGUCAAGCGCGAACUCUACACUGGGUGACUGCUACGUAUAAAAGACAGUAUACAACAUCAUCUCAAUCAGAUUUUAACAGCUCUGAUGAAUUAUUGAAACCUAUUUAUGAAUAA
This is a messenger RNA of Pieris rapae (cabbage white), 1060 nucleotides long. RefSeq names its product peripherin-2-like. The transcript has 6 exons. Gene Ontology annotation, cellular component: membrane. The coding region runs from base 26 to 1060 and encodes 344 amino acids. The record is from RefSeq and is a predicted model, not a curated record. NCBI's taxonomy places the organism in Eukaryota, Metazoa, Arthropoda, Insecta, Lepidoptera, Pieridae.